Molecule: messenger RNA, 519 nt
Organism: Vigna radiata var. radiata (mung bean)
Lineage: Eukaryota; Viridiplantae; Streptophyta; Magnoliopsida; Fabales; Fabaceae
Product: protein MAIN-LIKE 1-like
Exons: 3
Coding region: 1-519 (172 amino acids)
Source: RefSeq, a predicted model, not a curated record
AUGUCGAUGAUAAUUGGCAGCAUAGUAAUGCCAGAUACAUUUGAGAGUAUGGUUCAUUUGAUGUAUCCGUCCCUUUUAGCUGACUUGCAGAACGUCUCAAACUAUAGUUGGGCAUCUGUAGUGUUUUCCUGCUUGUAUCGUGCCCUCAAUCAUGGUAUAAGGGUCGAUCAAGACAAUAUCAAAAGAUGGUAUCGAACAACACAGUCAAUAUUCCACGACACCACAACUGUACAACAAUUUCGUCAAAAAAUGGACGACCUCUCACCCAAACAGUUCAUAUGGACUCCCUACAAACGUGAUGAAAUUCAUCAGAUGAUUCCAGUCGAACUGCCCCUCACUUGUCAGGCAAUUGUGCCUCUCAUAUGCUUCUUUGUUGUAGAAUUCCACCAAUCAGACCGUGUCAUGCGUCAAUUUGGAUUUCGACAGACUGUCCCGCAACCACCAAUGAGUCUAGAUGACAUACAUAAACAAGAUAUGAGAGGACGCGCAGAUUGGAAUUGGCAAGAACACCAUCAAUAA